This is a messenger RNA of Chilo suppressalis (striped riceborer), 1920 nucleotides long. NCBI's taxonomy places the organism in Eukaryota, Metazoa, Arthropoda, Insecta, Lepidoptera, Crambidae. The record is from the annotation of a GenBank genome assembly.
CAGGAAUUACGAAUGCACGUCACGUCAUUUGAUUUGUCAACGUAAAUGUUUGACAUAACAUCAUUGAGUCUUGACGUUUGGCUAUUUGUACAAAAGCGUUUAAAUUUUCUAGACGUAACAACAUUUUUAUAAGAUUAUUGAUUUCUUUUCAUUGUGAACACCAGUUUUUGUGAUAAAAAUGCAAUCAGUUGUAACUUUUGAAAAACCCUUGCCCCAUUUGAGUUUACCUGACUGGGAUGCACGCCUAUAUGAUUUACAGGUUACAUCGGAUACAAGAAGAGCAGACGCCUUCGACCUCCGCUACAGCUCCAACCAAAUGCGGAAUGAAACUAAAAUUAAGACCGACUGGGAUAGCUACCACAACAACAACAGACUUCGAGCAAGAGUGUACGAAAUCGAGCAAUGGAAAUCGACACUGCAAGAGUUGUUGGAGCGAUUGGAUCGAGAGAUGCAGGGCUUGAAGGAGGAAAAGGCGUCCACUGAGAGAGAAUUGGAACAGCUGAACCUACCCCUCCUUGUCUGCUCAGAGUGCCUUUCUAAUAGAGACGGAAGAAGAAGUUCCGAAUUGACGUACGAUCUUGCUGAUACUGAAUUGAAAAAGGAACUCUGUGUUACCGAAAGCAACAAGAAGAUGUUGAUUGACCGUUGUCAGUGGGCUUGGGAGAAGAUCAACAAGCUGGAGGUCGUCAAAUUCAAACUUCAACUUGACCUGAACGACAAAAAUGAAGCACUGCAGAUUGAUAAAGACAUGCUGAACCUAGACAAGGAGUGCGCGAAUAUAACUUACAAGACCGAUUCGCUGAAAAACCCAAAGAGGAUGAUAACCUACGAACAAUGGCUAAACAAAUGCGAAGCGACGAAACAGAUGGCCAUCGAAGAACUACAAGAUACACUGCGCCUGCGGGAAUCGCUAUUCGUGGCGAGGGGUAGAGCCCGCAACGCGCUGCGUGCGCAGACCGACGUCACCAACUACAUGUUGCGCAGGAGGAUCUAUGAUACGCAGCGGGCCAGGAACGAGCUCCAGUGGCAGAAAAUGAAGAUGGAAGAAAACAUGGAUAAACUUAACACGGAGCUCAAGACGCUCGGAGAACAGUUUGCCGACAAAGUGAACGGUCUGAAGGUAGCCGAGACCCGUCUGGAGACACGCGGGUACCGCCCAGGAAUCGAACUGGCCGCCGAUGAAGCAGACAUCGGUCUGAAGGAGGAAGUCCGCAACCUGCGGGAAACUAUAAGGCAGAUGCAAGAUAAACUGAACUGCGCUAAGGCCACGUACAAUGCUCUGGAAGCUGCCGCUAUCAAGAUAGGCAUAGACCUGAACGACAAAGAGCAAUCACUGGAAACUGACACCCGGGCACUGGAAAUGAGGGUUGCUCUGGAACCAAAGAGGCCGCAAGGCACCGAUAAGAACCUCAUUUUGGCUAACAUGGUCGACGAACUGCCGAACGUUGAAAAUUGACAUUCCAAAUUCAAGAAGCAGUGUUUUUAAAAUUUUUUUUUAAGAUGUUCGCAAGAUUUUUAUAAAUUAUAUUUCGUAAUUUGGCUGAAGUGAGUUUUUGGUUUUAGAUAUUUUUUUAUUAGAAUUUCUUCUUAAUUUAUGCCUAUAUAGGUAGGCAUAAAUUAAUUAGGCAUACCUAUGGGUACACCUAUAUAAUAUUAUAUAUUUUAAAACCGUUUGUACACAAAAACAUAUUUUGAUGAAAGUUUAGAUGUGCGCUAACUAUAUUUUAUGUCAUUCAAAUUCUUAAGUUUUAAGUGUCAAAUCAUUAGUAACUUUGCCGUGGUUUUCAUUGAUAUAUUCAGAUUUUAAUUUGUGUUCACAUUAUCUCAGGAUCAUACCACUUCAUCUAAAGUAGGUAGAUAUUUUCAAAGUGAAACUUCUUUACGCACGCUUGACUUUUUGGGUAAGCUGGCGAAUGCGUU